This is a messenger RNA of Nerophis lumbriciformis (worm pipefish), 4263 nucleotides long. RefSeq names its product inhibin beta B chain-like. The record is from RefSeq and is a predicted model, not a curated record. Gene Ontology annotation, cellular component: extracellular region. Lineage: Eukaryota; Metazoa; Chordata; Actinopteri; Syngnathiformes; Syngnathidae. Gene Ontology annotation, molecular function: cytokine activity; growth factor activity.
UUGUGGUUGGUUGCGUUAAUCCUUGCGUCUAGUUGGUGGAAAUCCCCACGUGGUUCCGACUCCUAUAAAAAAAAAAAAAAAAAAAAAACUUUGGAGUUUGGAGGUUUUGUUGAGGAUCCUGCAGACGGAGGUCGGAGUCUGAGUCGCAGACAUCUCCCCGAAGGACACCACAUCUUUUCCACGCGAGCAGCUAGGACGCACGUUACCGGCGCGCAAAUUACCGGCUACCGCUCGUCACCGACUUCCGGACUGAGGACGAAGUUUGAAUGAAAAGGACGACUUUUGAAAUUCUUCUCGAACUUUUUGAUCUCCAAAGUGACUCUUUCCGGAGGAUUUCCGUGGAUUGGACUCGCGGAAUAUGACGUCCUGCGGUCCGGUGAAGAUGACGGUGUGGUUCCUCCUCCUCUGCCUGCUGUCGGUGCGCUCGGAGACGCAGAGCUCGUCCGCGGAGUCGACGUGCGCGUCGUGCGGCUUCCAGUCGGAGCGCGUCAACGUGGACUUCGUGGAGGCGGUGAAGCGGCACAUCCUCAACCGGCUGCAGAUGCGGGACAGACCCAACAUCACGCACCCCAUCCCCAAGGCCGCGAUGGUGACCGCGCUGCGGAGGCUGCACGCCGGCAAAGUGCGGGAGGACGGCCGGGUGGAGAUCCCGGCUCUGGACGGGCAGGCGUCCUUUAGCAGCGACCUGCGGGCGGAGACCUCGGAGAUCAUCAGCUUCGCGGACACUGAUGAGUACACAUCUUCAAAGUCCAGUCUCUACUUCCUCGUCUCCAACGAAGGCAACCAGAACCUGUAUGCGUCACAGGCCAACCUGUGGCUCUACUUCCGGGUCUUGCCAACUGGUCCCGACAAAGGCCUCCGAAGGAAGGUGACGGUAAAAAUCCGAUACCAGGAAGCUGUGAGUGAUACAGAAGGAGAUCUUGGAGGACAUGGUGGAGGCGGCACUGGUCGCUGGGCCCUGGUGGAGAAGCGUGUGGAUCUGAAACGCAGUGGUUGGCAUACGUUCCCCUUCUUGGAGGCUGUGCGGGCUGUGUUCGGCAAAGCUUCCCGCCGACAGGACCUGGAGGUCCACUGCGAGGAAUGCGAGACAGCUGGAGUGGCUCCGGUGCUGGUCGACUCCGGCGACCCCUCCCACCGUCCCUUCCUGGUGGUCCGUGCAAGGCAGGUGGACGGUAAGCACCGCAUCCGCAAGCGGGGGCUGGAGUGCGACGGCACCAGCGGGGGUCUAUGCUGCCGGCAGCAGUUUUACAUAGACUUCCGUCUCAUUGGCUGGAACGACUGGAUCAUUGCACCGGCGGGGUAUUACGGCAACUACUGCGAGGGGAGUUGCCCAGCCUACAUGGCCGGCGUGCCGGGAUCAGCUUCAUCCUUCCACACGGCGGUGGUAAACCAGUACCGGAUGAGAGGAAUUAGCCCAGGUUCAGUCAACUCUUGCUGCAUCCCCACCAAGCUGAGUACGAUGUCCAUGCUGUACUUUGACGACGAGUACAACAUCGUCAAGAGAGACGUGCCCAACAUGAUCGUGGAGGAGUGUGGCUGCGCUUGAGUCUUGUUAUCCUCUUUGAACGGAAAGGCCUUUUGUACAGACGGGACAUUGUGGUACUGUACACAUGGACACAACAUCUGCACGUGCAGGCAAGACACAUCGUACUACAAUCAAGUAUCAUCAUCGCAGCUGGCACACGUCCACACGAGUGUAUGUAUUUAUCCGACUGAGUGAUGUGCCGUCUGACUUUUGGAGUAGACAGCAUCGGGAGGAGAAGGGAAUGAUGAUCACCAAAUUGUACUUUUGUUCGCCAACGGCUCGCCAUCGCCGAACGGAAGGACGAUACGAAGCAUUGAAGGGAAGUGACAAGGUUGGCUCCCAGAAGUGCUCCUCAGACCCCCUAAGUACUUCAAGCACAUGAGAGACUUGUUUGUUUGUUUGUUUUUUUGAAGCACUGACAAUUCAUCAGCUGAUACAACUCAGAACAUAAGCACUUCACCAGCAUGCCGACAGACACAGUCUGCCCGUCCUCUGGUAGGUUUAGACCAGCAGCGCUUAAUGCCUCACAGGAUUACUCCCCCUGCACUGCAGCGGCAACGGAAAGUCCUCCACUAUAUUUUCUACUCGUAAUUACAGACCUUGCGUCUCAGUUUCCUGCCUGUCAAGAGUGCUGCGGGCGGGACUUGAUGACCCGACCAGACACAUCUCAGAAGUGCACUUCAAUUGUGCACCGAGAGAGACUGGGAUAGAACUCCUCUACUUCCUAAUGCUCAUCAAGACCUUGCGGGACACUCGUUUCGACCCAGCGGGUCGCCACGGUGCAAUGCAGCACUUGGAGGAACUGAAAUGCACACCCUGAUUAGCACUUGUUUGAAUAUUUGCCUUCUUGCUGUCCAAUCAUGAAAUAAGUGCCACAUGAGCUAUGCAAUGUAUAGUAAACUCGACACAUGAUACAACACGCCCUGGUAGACGGAACACUGGGGGUGGGCGGUACUGCAGAGUGUGGUAUCCAUCUGAUACCAAGUAAAUACACGGAUACUCAUACUUUUAACUUGAAAUCCUUCAAAAUCACUGACUGAUUUUUACUUUAAAUUUGUUAAUCAUGAUUAUUAUCAGAUCAGGUUUCAAUAAAUGUAUUUGUGAUCAAUGUAACAAUAUCCUGCUGACAACCAGCGUCCUCUGCAGUGAACAUUUGUGGAUAAUAGGGAUGUGAAUCACUUCCCGAUUUUAUCGGAUCCAAUUCCGAUUUUUGGGGCAAUGAUUCGAUUCACAAUGAACAAGAUUCUCAAUUCAAAUUGAGUCUCACAAUAUUUUCUUAUAUUAUAAUUUAUAAUGAAACCUUUUCAAAUCAGGUUACAGGUUACAGUAGGAAGGGGAUUUGUAUGGUCCCAUUUGUCACAGUUUACCUGACAUAUGAAACGGGACAAAUUGGGGGUGCGCAAUCCACUUUAGCCGCCAGACGACAGUAGUGUUGAAUGUCUUAAAAUGUGUUUGGUGGCAAUUCCAACUUUGACUAUAGCGACAGAUUCUAUGUGAUGUAGCGUUUCUAUCAUUGUCAGCAGACUGCUUUGCAAAAUAAUCACCCUCCCACCUUCCUCUUACACGAGAUUUAACCAGAAAUGGGGCCAAUUGAAUCCCUUCCCUACUGUACAUAAAACCUGUACUGACGCUGCUGACGUAUGACGUAUACAUGCAGUGACAAAGCAAGGACAUGGCCUAAAAAACUUUUUUUGGAAUCAAUUCUUGAAAAUGAUGAAUCGAUUCAGAGUCCUAAUAAAUAAAAGAGAAUUGCGAUUCGGAUGUAAAUUGAUCUUUUUCUUCCCCCCCUUGUGCUGUUUUAUUCUAAAAUUUGCAAUGUGACAACAUUCUGGUUCUCUGGAGGACAUUGUAAUAAAUUCAAUCAAAGUUAUGUAACAAUAUCAACAAAAUAAUACUAAUGUUAUCAGUUUUUGUUAGUAAUCUGUUCCAAAAUAUCAGAUGAAAACUGAAUGAUUUUGCUGUCACAAAUUAUAUACAUUCAAUUUAUCUGUUCCAAACAAUGUGACCAAAAAACAUAGAGUAGAACAGAGAAUAACCCUCAGAUCCAUCCUUUUUAAAAAUCCUGAAUCCAAACGGUGAUCCGGAUCGCCCUCAAAAUCUAUCACUUAUUCCUUUCCCAAUUUCUGAAAUGUCCUCAAACUUUCAUCCAAAUCCGCUCUUAACCUUUUUAGUUAUGUUGCUAACAAACAAACCAGGCGGAAGCAAUAAUUGUAGUUUUAUAGACAGAGAACAAUGUGAAAUACUCACUAAUUACAAAUGACAUGGAUAAAUGAACAUUUAACACCACUUUUACAUUCAGCUUCGAGCCAAGUGGACGCCACCUUUGUACUUUGCUGCCACUUAUUUAUUUGACCCCAGGGUGGAUUGUUUUGCAAAAAGUACAGCAACUCAGUCACCAACGUGCUGCUUGGGCGUGAGACGGUUUACAAAAUCCAGGGCAACAUUUUUGGUGGAUAAUUUAAUCGAAAAACAAAAACGGAGGUACCACUGGACGACCUGAUACAUCACGUACAAUUGUUUGUCGGUAGUGCUAGACUCUGCAGCAUCGUGUGGACAUCGGGGGCAGUACCUCUGGAUUGGCAGACCGGGGUGGUGGUUCCUCUCUUUAAAAAGGGGAACCGGAGGGUGUGUUCUAACUAUCGUGGGAUCACACUCCUCAGCCUUCCCGGUAAGGUCUAUUCAGGUGUACUGGAGAGGAGGCUACGCCGGAUAGUCGAACCUCGGAUUCAGGAGGAACA